Zymoseptoria tritici IPO323 is the source of this 4158-nucleotide messenger RNA. Its product is annotated as putative ABC transporter. The transcript has 6 exons. NCBI's taxonomy places the organism in Eukaryota, Fungi, Ascomycota, Dothideomycetes, Mycosphaerellales, Mycosphaerellaceae. Gene Ontology annotation, molecular function: ATP hydrolysis activity; ATP binding; ABC-type transporter activity. Gene Ontology annotation, cellular component: membrane. The record is from RefSeq and is a predicted model, not a curated record. Gene Ontology annotation, biological process: transmembrane transport. The coding region runs from base 1 to 4158 and encodes 1385 amino acids.
AUGGCGAUCAUGAGCGAUAAGGUGGAAUAUGUGACGGAUGCCGGGUCCGCAUCUUCGUCGGGCAGAUUUACAUCGUCUUCGCAGGCUCGGCACACCAUCAAAGAGAAACAUGUCAUAGCAAGAUGGCUCACCAGAUACGAUCCGCGCCACUGGCUACGGGUGCUUCCUGUCCCCGAGGCCAGAACUCCCUGUCCCGAGCAUACAGCAAGCUUUUUCAGCAGACUGACCUUUCAGUGGAUGUCGCCGAUGAUGCGCACGGGCUAUCGGCGGCCUCUUGAGCUGGACGAUAUCUGGCUGGUCAAUCCGGAUCGUGGAAUCGAAGUCAUGAUCGAGAGGUUUGACGCUCACAUGGAACGUAAUACGGCCCAAGAUGUGACCAUGCCCUUGCUCUGGGCGCUGCAUGCCAGCUUCGCAAAGGAGUUCUGGAUCGGAGGGAUGUGCCUGCUCAUUGCCUCCAUCUGUCAGGUUAUGUCUCCUUUCACAUUACGCUACCUCAUCCAAUUCGCCCAGGACGCCUAUGCCGCUAAAGCUGCCCAGGAGGAUGCGUCCAUUCCGUCAGGCGCUCCGCCCGGUCCAUCCGUCGGGAGAGGCCUGGGACUGGUCUUUGCAAUCAUGGGACUUCAGCUCAUACAGAGCGUUGGAACCAAUCAGUUCAUGUACCACGGUUUCCUGGUUGGCGGACAGGCUCGCGCUGUGCUGAUCAUGGCUAUCUUUGAGAAGUCCCUGCGACUGUCGAGCCGAGCCAAAGCCCAGGGUAAAUUAUUUCACAAGCAGACCUACACGCCAAGCCCCACCGACUCGGCAAAUGGAUCCGAGAAUGCCUCGAACAACGAGAAUGCCUCGAACAACGACACAGUGUUGGCAAGUGAGAAGCAGCCGUGGUCCAAUGGGAGGAUCAUGACUCUCAUGGCGAAUGACACCUCCAGGGUCGACCAAGCCUGCGGCAUGUUUCAUCUUGUCUGGACCUCGCCUUUCACGAUUUUGCUCACGCUGGCCAUUUUGCUCUCGAACUUGACAUACUCUGCACUGUCGGGCUUUAGUCUGAUGUUCCUGGGACUACCAAUUUUAGUGAUGGUCAUCAAAUCUCUCGGCAAACGAAGGAAGGCAAUCAAUCGCGUCACGGACAAACGAAUGUCGUUGACCCAAGAGAUACUGAGCUCUAUCCGAUUUGUGAAGUAUUACGCAUGGGAAGGAGCGUUUUUGAAAGAGCUGAUGGACAUUCGGCGGCAGGAGACAUCGAUGAUGCAGGGCCUCCUGACCACAAGAAACGGCAUCAAUGCGUUCUCGUACUCAAUGCCCGUCUUUGCGGCGAUGCUGUCAUUCAUCACAUACUCUCUGUCAGGGCACAAUCUGACGGCAGCACGUGUGUUCUCCUCACUUGCGCUAUUCAACGCUCUUCGUUUGCCUUUCAACCUUUUGCCCGUCGUCAUUGGACAAGUCGCUGAUGCAUGGUCAUCUAUUGGUCGUAUUCAAAGCUUCCUGAUGGCAGAGGAGCAUGUGGCUGCUAUUGUCACGGACUGCCAGCUACCAUACGCUGUCGAGACUCGUGCAGCUAAUCUCGUAUGGGAGGCCACAGCAUCGCUGAAAGCACGAGCAGAACAACCUGAAGAUAUGGGAGAAGAACGAGCGAGUGCAGAAGGGAAGCCAUUUGGUGUUCACGAUAUCGAUAUCUCCAUCGGUCGCACUGAGCUGGUAGCCAUCAUCGGAAAAGUUGGAUCGGGCAAAAGUUCACUACUCGCCGGCAUCGCUGGUGACAUGCGGAUAACCUCUGGGCAUAUCAGUCUGGGUGGCUCCCGCGCUUUCUGCCCGCAAAAUGCAUGGAUCCAAAACGCCACACUGCAGGACAAUGUCUUGUUCGGAAAGACAAUGGACGAGGCGUGGUAUCACCGAGUCAUCCACGCCUGCGCACUGCAAGCCGAUUUCGACGCACUGCCUGCCGGAGAUCAGACCGAGAUUGGGGAGCGUGGUAUCAACCUAAGCGGUGGUCAGAAGCAGAGAGUGAACCUGGCCCGAGCGAUAUACUCCGACAGCGACAUCAUUAUCAUGGACGAUCCACUCUCGGCGGUCGACGCCCAUGUUGGCCGGCACAUCUUUGAGGAAGCCAUAUGUGGCCUUCUCAAGGAUCGAUGCAGAAUCCUGGCGACCCAUCAACUCAAUUAUCUUGAGCGAUGUGAUCGUAUCAUCUUGCUGGAGGAAGGCCGCAUCACCGCAUCCGGAACAUUCAACGAUUUGGUAGAGACUGACGAUGCUUUCAAGGUGCUGCUUACGUCUGUGACGCAGAGUGAGCGUAUCGUUGACAAUGACACCCGGCCGCAUGCUGCUGAGCCCCCAGUCUCAGGAAAGGUGCCCGACAACGAAAACGUGCAGCUGAUGCAGGAAGAGGAGCGUGCUGUAAGCAGCGUACCAUGGUCAUUGUAUGGAAAUUACAUCCGUGCAUCAGGGUCGAUGUGGAAUUGCAUCCUACCAGUCUCCUUGCUGCUGCUCUCGCAAGGAGCAAACAUCACGACCGGGCUGUGGUUGUCCUACUGGACAUCCCACCGAUUCGACCUCUCUCGAGAUCAGUAUGUUGGGGUUUACGUCGUGCUUGCUUGUCUUCAACUGCUGUUCAUCUUUACUUUCUCAUGGUCACUCUCAAUCUUGGGAACACGGUCAAGCCGAAGACUGUUCGAUGAUGCCAUGGCAAGGACUCUGCGAGCGCCGGCUUCCUUCUUCGACACCACACCCUUGGGGCGAAUCACAAAUCGCUUUUCAAAAGACGUUGAUGUGUUGGACAACACCCUUACGGACGCGCUGAGACAAUACAUGUUCACGCUCGCAAUGAUCACAAGCGUGUUUGUCCUAUUCGUGGUCUUCUUUCACUACUCCGGCAUCGCUCUCGGACCCAUGCUGCUACUGUUUCUUCUCGCAGCAGCCUACUACAGAUCCUCGGCGCGAGAGAUCAAACGCCAUGAGGCAAAUCUCAGGUCAAGGAUGUUCGCUCGAUUCAGCGAGGCUCUCACCGGGAUUCCGAGCAUUCGUGCAUACGGCCUUCAGCAUCAAUUCACACAGGUGCUGCGAGGAGCCAUCGAUGAUCUAAACUCCGCUUACUACUUGACAUUUGCCAACCAGAGAUGGCUCAACACGAGACUGGACGUUGUCUCGAAUUUGUUAGUCCUGACCACCGGGAUCCUACUCGUGACUCUCAGGUUCUCGAUCAACCCCAGCAUUUCCGGCCUGGUCUUCUCAUACAUGCUCUCCAUCGUACAAAUGGUGCAAUUGCUCGUCAGACAGAUGGCCGAGGUUGAGAACACCAUGAACUCCACCGAGCGUCUCAUAUUUUAUGGCACGAGACUCGCACAGGAGCCCGAAACGGAUAGCCAGAAAUCGCCGCCUCCUGCUUGGCCCGAGCGCGGUAGCAUUGUCUUCAAGAAUGUGGAGAUGCGAUACCGAGAAAAUCUACCGCCCGCAUUGAAGGGACUGAACAUGACCAUAGCAAGUGGAGAGCGGAUCGCCAUCAUCGGCCGCACCGGAGCCGGUAAAUCCUCGAUUGCCAAUGUCCUCUUUCGCUUGACGGAGCUGGACAGCGGUAGCAUCACCAUCGAUGAUGUCGAUAUUUCCCAGGUGGCCGUCCGAGAGCUCCGCUCGCGACUGUCCAUAGUGCCACAGGAUCCCGCACUAUUCCAGGGCACCGUGAGAAGUAAUCUCGAUCCCUUCAAUGCAUAUGAAGACCUCCAUCUCUGGUCCGCUCUUCGACGAGUCCGUUUCAUGGCAGGAUCAGAAGUGGCAUUCACGCCAGAAUGUCCUGGCCGUCGCGGCAUCCACCUUGAUUCGCACGUGGCAGAAGAUGGCCUCAAUUUCUCCCUCGGACAGAGACAACUACUUGCACUAGCUCGAGCACUGGUCCACAACUCUCAGGUCGUGAUUUGCGACGAGGCCACGUCUUCGAUCGAUCUGGAAUUGGAUACUUUGAUUCAGGAGACGAUCCGCUCUAGCUUCGCCGGCCGCACCUUGUUGUUCAUUGCGCAUAGGUUGAAGACGGUGAUCAAGUACGAUCGGGUGUGUGUCAUGGAGGCCGGGCAAGUGGCGGAAAUGGGCAGUCCGAGAGAGCUGUGGGCGCAAGAAGGAAUCUUCAAGGACAUGUGCGAACAGAGUGGGAUUGGCGAGGACGACCUGUCUUGA